This is a messenger RNA of Nematolebias whitei (Rio pearlfish), 2053 nucleotides long. Its product is annotated as coronin-2B-like. The transcript is spliced from 13 exons. The record is from RefSeq and is a predicted model, not a curated record. Gene Ontology annotation, biological process: actin filament organization. Bases 74 to 2053 code for a protein of 659 amino acids. Gene Ontology annotation, molecular function: actin filament binding; zinc ion binding. NCBI's taxonomy places the organism in Eukaryota, Metazoa, Chordata, Actinopteri, Cyprinodontiformes, Rivulidae.
CGACCCAGUUCGGUGGGAUUCCCGGUCCACUUGGAUCCGCCUCAUCAGUUUUUAAAGGCUGCCAAAAAGCAAAAUGUCUCCAAUCAAACCCAAGCUUGAUCAGGAGACCAUCUCCUGUUCCAUCUGUUUGGAUCUCCUGAAGGAUCCGGUGACCAUUCCCUGUGGACACAGCUACUGUCUGGGCUGUAUCAAAACCCACUGGGAUAGAGUGGGUAAGAAGAGAGUCUGCAGCUGCCCUCAGUGCAGGAAGGACUUCAAGCUGAGGCCUGACCUGGUGAAAAACAUCACGUUAGCAGAGCUGGUGGAGGAGCUGAAGAAGAUUGACCUCCAAGCUGCUCCAGAUUAUCAAUGCUAUGCUGGACCUGAAGACGUGUCCUGUGACGUCUGCUCUGACAGGAAACUGAAAGCUGCCAAGUCCUGUCUGGACUGUUUAGUUUCUUUCUGUGAGAAACAUCUCCAGCCUCACCAUGAAGCUCCACCAUUACAGAAACACCAGCUGGGGGAGCCCUCCAAGAAGCUCCAGGAGAACAUCUGCUCUUCUCAUGAUGAGGUGAUGAAGAUCUUCUGUCGUACUGAUCAGCAGUGCAUCUGUUAUCUCUGCGCGAUGGACGGACACAAAGGUCACGAAACGGUGCACGUUUCAGCAGGAAGAGCUGAGAAGCAGAAGGAGCUCGAGGCGAUUCGACAACAAAUCCAGCAGAGAAUCCAGGACCAAGAGAAAGAUGUGAAGAUCUGGGACAUCCCGGCCAGCGGGGUCAAACAGAAUGUCACCAGGCCCAGGAAGACUCUGAUUGGUCACUCCAGGAGGGUGGCCAUCAUUGAAUGGCAUCCAACCGCCAAGAACCUGCUGCUUAGCUCCGCCUACGACUACAAGGUCCUCCUCUGGGACGUGUCCCGGCCCGAGGCAGUGAUCAGAUGUCCGGCCCGGGUGGUGCUGAUGCCCGUUCACCACCGGUACCCGUCCGAGGCGCUGCUGCUCUCCGUUAGCUUCAACAGCGACGGCAGCAGGCUGGCCGUCACGUCCAAAGACAGGCGUGUUCGAGUCCUGGACCCGCGGGCCGGGAAGAUUCUCCAGGUGUCCAACAAAAAGACACACAAGGCCAACAAAGUCUUAUACAUCACGGGGCUGAAGAUGCUUCUGUCCACUGGGAGCUCGUCCUGGAACCACAGACAGAUCGUCCUCUGGGACCCCGACGACUUGUCUGAGCCUCUGUUUGAAGAGGACCUGGAUGGAUCUGCAGGAGUUCUCUUUCCGUUCUACGACCCAGACACACAAAUGCUCUACCUGGCUGGAAAGGGCGACGGGAACAUCAGAUGCUACGAGCUGAGCCCUGAAAAACCUUACAUGAACUUCCUGAUGGAGUUCAGGUCUCUGCUACCCCAGAAAGGCCUCGGGGUGAUGCCGAAGCGUGGCCUCAAUGUGAGCGCGUGUGAAGUUUUCCGGUUUUAUCGUCUGAUUACUGUCAAAGACCUGGUGGAACCACUGUCCAUGAUCGUACCACGAAAAGAGUCAGGGAUUUUCCAAGCGGACCUGUACCCAAUGACAGCCGGGAACCAGCCGGCUCUGAUGGCCCAGGAGUGGCUGCAGGGGAUCAACAGGGGCCCGGUUCUGAUGUCCCUGAAGCCAGAGACUCAAGUGGAAAAUCCAUACGCCAAAGUCCCUGCAGAGAAGACCCAGUUAAAGGAGCUGGGCUCCGUCAGGUUCCAGAUGAGUCCGACCGCUCGUUCUCAUUUCGUUGCCUUAAAGGAUUUCCUGGAGGAGCAGCUGGCCUAUCAAGACGCCAAAUAUCCCAGAGACCUGAUCUGUGAUCUGUCAGGGUGGCACCCCGACGAGACGCAGUUCCCACUCUGGACCUACUGCUGCACCCCCCACUGCUGCGAACCCGCAGAGAAACCCCCGCCAACAACCGAGACUGAGCUCCUGAAGGCCUUUUAUAGACAACAAGACGAGAUCAGAGACCUGAGGGAGGACCUGCUUCAGAAAGACAGGAGUCUCGCUCAGCUGGAGUUGGAGAUAAAGACCAGCAGGAGCAACAUGAGGGCGACCGUCUGA